UUGCUGCUCCGGGGUCUGUGAAAGCGCCGAGCGCUGCGAUGAACCUCCACAAAGCCCGCUCUGCUCUCCCGCUGUAACCGCAGCUAACGUCUCCCUCUGAGGCAAACUUUGGAUACCGCUCCGCUUCCAGCUGUGUGCACCAUGGCAUCUAAACCUCCUGCUCCUCUAAUGAAGAAGCACAGUCAGACGGACUUGAUAAGCCGUCUGAAGAGCCGGAAGAUCCUUGGAGUCGGUGGCGAGGACGACGAUGGCGAAGUGCACCGCUCAAAGAUCAGUCAGAUGCUCGGAAAUGAGAUGAAGUUUGCAGUGCGAGAGCCUUUCGGGCUGAGGGUGUGGAUACUCAUCUCUGCAGUGGGUUUCACAGCUAUGGCUCUGAUGGCUCUGGUGUUUCCCAACCAACUAUAUGAGGUCGUUUUUGAGGAGGAGCUCUCCACUACUAACAUCUCUGUUCGCCUUUACGGAGGAGCAUUGCUCAGCCUGUCCCUCAUCAUGUGGAACGGACUCUACACAGCAGAAAAGGUCAUCAUCCAGUGGACUCUACUCAGUGAGGCUUGCUACUUUGCUGUGCAGUUUUUAGUGACGUCCAUCACUUUAGUGGAGAUCGGCAUCCUUCCCAACGCCGCCAUGCUGCUUCUCCUCAGUCGAGUACUCUUCUUGCUGGUCACCAUGGCUUACUACUACCACCUGGGCCGUAAGCCAAAGAAGAUCUGAGCUGACUGUGUGAUAACUUCCAGGGUGGGGACAGUUAAGCACAGAUCACAAAUGCGGGGCCAGAAGGUUUGGAUUAUGAUUUGAUUGGGGCUCGGAGCAUUACUUUGCCAGUCAAUGCCCCCUGCCCCCUUCCACAGGACCUAGCCUAAUGUAACCCCCAGUAUUUAACAGAUGGGUACAGUCUCAUAUUCCAGACUCUGCAACAAGAACAAGAAACCUCAUAGUGAAAGUAAACUACUUUCACUGGGGCUGUGAGGUCCAAUCCUGUAUUCCUUUGAUUUGUAAUAUUAAUUAACAUUACAGAGUAGUUCUAAACACCUGAAUCUAUUGUUCAUGUACAGCUCAUGAUUUCCCGACUCAGUAUUUUGUGUCUGAUAAGAAGUUGCAUCGACACCGUUUCUGAAUCACACUCGAGGACCAAAAGUUUGUGCUGUCAUUUGUUUGUUGUUUUGAUGCUGUUGACGUUAAAUCACACUAUGUACUCUAAUAACUGACCUUGUGCAUGCUUUCUGACGGCUUUCCAGUGAACACUCAAAAUACACAAUCCAAGGUUUAAGAUUCGGAAAAAGCCAAAUGAGUGACGAUGAAAUCUGUUCUAAACUGAUAGCUUUCACACUGAAAAAAACAGUUAAAGUUCAGUGUUUACUCUCAGUUAUGGCCAUUAAUAAUAUUCAGAUCUAAAUACUUUUCAGGGACUUAUUAUUAUUCCUUGAGUGGACUAUUUUGGACUAUAUUUUCACUACUGACAUUAAUACAUGCAAUGUUGAUGAACACGUGAAGUUACUCAUACAAGAGGAACAGAGUAGUUCUCUCUUUGCUGUGUGUGCACUACAAGAUGGGACUCUUUAUCCCAAGUAACAUUCAGACUACCUUAAAGCUAGUGUUACAAGACAAGCACGUCAGUGUGCAGGUAAACAAAUCUGAGCUGGCUGUACUUUGGUGAUGUAGCACAGUUUUCUUUUUUCAUAUACACCAUAUCGUUAGUCUUGCCUUAAAACUACUUAAAAGAACAGUCAUCUACACUGCAUCCUGCUCCCUGUACAUAUGUAAAUAAAAUUAUUUACUAUUCUGUGCUGUUCUUGUGAACCAAACAGGGAACUUUUUCAGUAUUGGGUAAAAUGAUUUUCAAUUCUAAUCCUCCACCUAAUUAUGGCGUGUCUUAUUUUGUACCUAUUUAAGUGACAUUUGUGUUUUGACAUCAUGCAUGCGAUGUAAUCCACCGAAAGAUCUAUAAUCCAUAAAACUUUGUAGCAAGUUGCCACAAACAGAAGACAGCAAAGCAGUAAAUGGCUGAAUGAACCAAAAUGGCAAAAAAAACAAACCCUAAAAAUGAAAAGCUGAUUGAUAAGACAGUUAUACUGUAUGUGCUUUAAAACAAAUAUAUCAUAUAUUUGACAGUUUUCACCCGUUGCUGAGUACAUUUCUACUUCCAAAUCCUCAGCAUGCCCUCAGGUACAUCAUAACUCAGCUUGGUUUUGAAGCGGUGCCAGCAAUCCAGUUUGUUGACUCAGCAGCACCUAAAACCUGAUAGAGACACUCCCAAACACAGGCGACUCAUUUGUAAGCUCGAAUUUUAAAAAAAGGGAGCAUACUGUAGGUCUUCAAAGGUGGUCUGUAUUGUUACAAAAGACCACACUGAGUCCUGCCCUAGAAGGGAGUGACCCGUGAUUGUGGGUUUGCAGUCCGGUGCUGAAGGCAGAUGUGCUCGUUACUUGGGGCGAACUUUUAGUUCAGAUAGGGAACGCGAAACACGGGUGAGGUCUCCUGUACCCCUGAAAAGUAGUAAUUAUCCUUUUUGCCAGGGUUUAAUUAGAUGUAGCUCUCCCGCGUGACGUUCUGUUCCUCAACCUGAAAUGCUCUGUCCUGGCUAGCACGAUAAUUAUGGCGUGUAAGAGAAAUGCCAUUCCAUUUCCCUCAAUACUGCGAGGCCUCAAAUCAUCAGCCUUACGAAAAUGUUCAAAGCUCUACAAAGCAGGUUAUUUUUGAAGUGAUGGGCAGGCAGGAGGAGGACGGCAAAGACAUGGCUCUUUCAUCUUCUGGUUCUCUGACAUAAAUUAGCCAAAACAUUCACAAGCAGCCAGUGUUCUUUGAGUUUGAAGACAUGGCAAGUUGAGCUAUUUAUUCCCUCCUUCAUCCAUCAUGCGUUAUACUGUUGUGAAUAGCAUUCCUUACUCUGUUUCAAGUUGUAGCAUUGUUUUAUAUGUAUUUAUGUGGUAUAUUGUACCUCAAAAAUGCAUUGCUAUUGAUUUUGCAUUACAAAGUUUGAAAUAAAGAACACCAUUGUUUAUUUUGAAGACUUGACAAUGUAUCCAGUCACCUUGUUUUUUGCUGUCCUUGCAAUAUAUGUAUAGGGCUGUAAAUAUACCGUAUGUCUUAAAUCACAAAGGGAAAGGUUUGGGGUUUUUUCUUAGCAAUGGACUAUUGCAGUUAUUUAACAAAAAUAUCCUCACAUUUCCUGUUAUUAAAUAUAAUGGCAGAUCAACUUCAAAUAUACCUGCCUACCUAACGCCCAGCAGAUAGGGAGCGACUUCUGCGCACAGGUAAUGCUAGGGUGCAGUCUCUACACAUCCCGUUCACUUGUCUGACACCGCCUUAAACGUUUUAGACCCUUCAGCAAAACAUCCCGUUCAACUUGGCCAAACGCAUCACCCAGCAAAAGACGAGCUCCACGCGUUUGUUUUAACGUGUUUAACCAAGAAACUUAAGAGGAGCUGCGCAAGCCCGCGCUUUGUUUGGUGUUUUCUGUCGAGCGUGUCACAACACGAUCAUCUGCACAAAUAUAAUUCGGUGAAUUCCAGCUCGACUACAUACUAUUCCAGGUCUCACCUUUUCCCCGGGCUCUUCUUACCUCUUUACACACACGCACAGCGUGCAAAGGCUGAAAAGAGGGAUUGUGUGGCUGUGGAAACGUGUGCGUAGUUAGGGUUGUUUAUAGGCAAAAGGCUCCCAUGUGCCCCGGUUUUGUAUGCAUUCUCCCCACAUUUUCCCAUUUAAUUUAUUGAACCCUGGUUUACUGCUUGGUGACAUACAAUGACUCAUUUAGAAGCUGUGUGAAAUGUUUCGUCAAGUUUAACCAUCAGCACGUGUGCUGGUAUAAUCUGCAUUACUUUAUAAAGUCUUUGUAUACAGACAAUUCUCUAAACGAGGAAAUAUCUAGACUGAUAUUUUCUGUUGGGGCUUAAGUCUUUUUCUCUCGUGAGAGUUUAUGAGAAGUUGCAAAAUGUCUGCAAAACGCAGAGUCUUGACGCGAUCGGGGUAAUAAGAUUGAUGAUAAUCUAUCAGAAGACGGUGCUUCGUCUAAUGCUGGGCCCCACAUUUGGCAUCCGCUGCGAAUGAAACUGCAGCUGCAACCGCAGAAAAAGCCACGAAAAUCCUUUACUGAUUGCUAAGGUGUUACAGGUGUUACACUGUUUUCUUAGAUGCCGUUGUAAACUGCGCAAAUGCAAUGUCUGACAGGAAGUUGAAUGCUGUUUGGUUUUUAGGUUUUUUUUGUUGUUGUUGUUUUUUUGUUUUCUUCUGAUGAAGAAAAGAAAACAAUGUGCCCGUUGUGUAAAUGAGACACCCACAAAAGAAAAACUCACAAGGUUGAGGUUGUGAAAUUGUAAUAAAAGAACUAAAAAACACACCUGCAGUUGUGUUGCACCAGGAAGGCAGGAGAGGGUUAAAUGUGGGUGUAACGAAUUUGCCCCCUCACGCACAUAAACCACACACAAACCAGUCAGACAGACACCAUCAUUUGUUUCUCUCACACUCCGAGACCAGACUCUGUUUCAACGGUAGACUCCUCUGUCAGCUCUGAGCACCUCCAGAGACGCAAA
Messenger RNA from Haplochromis burtoni (Burton's mouthbrooder), 4529 nucleotides. RefSeq names its product tumor protein p53 inducible protein 11b (gene tp53i11b). Lineage: Eukaryota; Metazoa; Chordata; Actinopteri; Cichliformes; Cichlidae. The record is from RefSeq and is a predicted model, not a curated record. The transcript is spliced from 7 exons. The coding region runs from base 142 to 711 and encodes 189 amino acids.